Messenger RNA from Cynoglossus semilaevis (tongue sole), 8304 nucleotides. It is a transcript of the gene kmt5c, whose product is annotated as lysine methyltransferase 5C. Gene Ontology annotation, cellular component: nucleus. Bases 414 to 6530 code for a protein of 2038 amino acids. Lineage: Eukaryota; Metazoa; Chordata; Actinopteri; Pleuronectiformes; Cynoglossidae. The record is from RefSeq and is a predicted model, not a curated record. Gene Ontology annotation, molecular function: protein binding; histone H4K20 methyltransferase activity. The transcript is spliced from 9 exons.
GAAUCAGAAAAGGGGUGGGCGUGGUCUAUGACUAGUUUGGUAGCACUGGACUGAGUAGCUCUUCAACUUUUUCUACUACAGUAGACCUAUGCUAAACACUAUAGAUAAUUAUUGUACGAAUACAAUUUUGGAUUUAUUUUAUCGUCGUGUGCGAUGUACAGCUAGGCUCGAAUAUCCGACGUGGGACCUUUCUAUUCACUGCACACCAGUGAAUUCCAAAAUUGACGGGGAUACUCCUCCAUUUUCGAAUGCGGCUGCCCGGGCUAGCGGAAAGCUAGUCAGUUAUGCAGCUAGGCUAAGUUUCACUGCGAGACCGACAGAAACCAGAGCAAGCGGACUGCUUGCUAUACAUUUCCCAUCGAACCAAUCUCUCGCUGACUACAAGACUCCCAGCAUGCUGAUGGUGGGAGGCAAUGGACGGAUGCACUAGAAUGAGUGUAAAGGAGCUGUGUGAGACCGAUGACCUGGCUACCCGUCUGGUGCUGGACCCUUUACUGGGGUUCAGCACACAUAAAAUGAACAUCAGCCCCCCACCAGAGAUCAGACGAUGGGGUAACCUCAAAGAGACCCUGCUGCGCUUUCAGCGCACACAUGAUUUUGACACUACGUUUGAGGCCUUGACUGAAGGUGAACUGGCUGGUGACUACUUCAAUGCUUUGGGAAGCCAUCGACAGGAACUACUUAGACAACAUGUGUACCGCUACCUCAGUGCCUUCCUGCUGGAUAGUGGAGUGAAAAUCGAGUCCUGUGACAGAUAUUCUUCAGAGACCAAUGGAGCGAAGAUAACUUCAUCAAGGCACUGGUUUGCAGGAGAGCGGGUGGAGGUCCUGCUGGGCUGCAUAGCAGAGCUGAGCCCCACUGACAGUGCUGUGCUGAGAGCGGGAGUCAAUGACUUCAGCGUGAUGUAUUCUACACGCAAACGCUGUGCACAGCUCUGGCUUGGACCUGCAGCUUUCAUUAACCAUGACUGCAAACCCAACUGCAAGUUCAUCCCUGGUGAGAAGAACGUUGCUUGUGUUGAAGUGAUUCGUCCUAUAUCACCAGGGGAGGAGAUCACGUGUUACUACGGUGCCAGCUUUUUUGGCGAAGGCAAUGAAAUGUGUGAAUGCUGCACCUGUGAGAGAAACGGAGAAGGUCACUUCAAACACAAAGGGAAGCAGCCUGAAUGUGAAGAAACAAAGGACCCUAUUGGCCAAAAGUACCGACUGAGGGAGCGAUAUCUUCGCCAUCACCGGGAGAAGGGCCAUUUUCCUGCGAGACCACUAAUACCACGAUCACACUCAGGUAUCUUUAAAGCCAUCCCCUCAAGGAAUUCCUUCACCCAGCAAAUGAGAAGAAAUGCCUUGAAGAGCAGAAAACUGAGUCAACAAAAGCAAUGGCAACUAGAGAAACACAGACGGUCAGGCAAGCACACAUUUAAGCUCAACACAGUCAAACAGCGAAGGACAAUUACACUUCUGUCCAAGGUUACACUGAAGGAACUCAGCAUCAGAGUACGACACCACUCUGUUGAUUUUCUGAUCAACUGUAAGGAUCCCAAUAGCAAAGAAAGAGCCCUGCUGCAGAAACUGGAGGAAGCGAAGAGGAAUGAUAAAAAACCAAGUGAAUUGACUUCCUGUAGUGAUAGAAACAGCAGCAAGGUCAACUUAAAGCCUUUCAAUCAGAAUUGUGUCGCAUUUAAUCAAAAAAGUAAAAAAGUAGUUAAUAGAGUUGAUCCUAGUAGAAGGUCAGUCAGAGUGAUAACAAUGGCUCACUCCAAGACCACUUCAAGUACAAGAAAGAAUGUUCAAACUGAGCUCAAAGAGCAACGGGAGUCAUGUAAUGGGGACAAAAUGGCACCUCUUUGUCCCCCUGUUAAGAGCAAUGAUGCUGGUGCAAUAAAGCAAGAGAUGAUUGAAAGUCACGACCAGAAGUGCAGAAGCACUGAAUGCUGUGAUGCUAUUGCAGUUCAAGGCCCAGACACAGAGGAAACCUUGCAGAACAACAACCAAACACCAUCCCAAGUAAAAGUUUGUGGAGACAACCCUUUAAAAUCAAUUAAGCAAUACCUUACAAUAAACCUAUGGAGAGUGGCAUUGCCACAGUGUGUAGAGUUAGAAAAAGCAACCGAAGACAGGCCAGCAAAAGUGGAGUUAAGAACAAGAAGCAAGCAGAGCCAGUGUCCAAGACCAGCACCUCUGACAAUCCAGACAAAAAGAGCGUCCAGGGCUCAACAGAAUCAAGAUGGGCGAGCAGGGAUCUGCACAGCUGAAGGCAACAAAGGGGUGAGGGAAAUGUUAUUUAAGGCUGUUGAUAAAGUAAAUGUGAGGAAUGGACAUGCAAAUGAAACCACAGGUGAAUCAUGCCAGGCUGAGAAAAAGAUGAGUGAAAAAGUAAUUGAAAUUCAAACAUUGCCAAAGGAUGAAAAAACAAGCUUGCAAAGCACACAGCCUGGAGUGUCAAAAGGCAAACCUGAAGAGGGCAAAAAACAGGAAAAAGAUGCACCUAAAGUUAGGAAUGAUGAAACCAAUGGAGCCCACGAAGAUAUGAUUGAGUCUGAAAGUGCAGGUGUCUCUAACAAGGAAAGUCCUAAUCAGAAUUUAACUGAGAGUGUGAACACUAAAGACAAGGAUUUGGGUACAGAGAAAGGACUUGCAAUAGAGAGUAGCAAAGACAAACAGGAGGCACCUCAACCAAAGUGUAUUGACAUUAAUGGUGCAAAAGUUGUUCUUUUUGAUAUAUUAAAAAAUAAAAACUUAAAAGAAAACAUUUUAAAAAGGCUUACUUCUCAAGCUUUAGAAUGUGUGCAAAGAUUCAAGGAGCAAGAACAGAUAGAAACAAAUAAAGGCCAGAACAAUCUAGUGUUGAGGCAUGAUCUAAACAGACGAAAUUUAAGAUCUAGAAUGGCAAAAACAAAAAUGGGGAAUGAAUGUGGCACCAGGGCACACCUGAGCAAAGAUGUUUCAGCUGAAAGUAAGACUGGGUUUGGGGAGGAUGAUUUGCAUCCCCACUUGUCUCCGAAGCAUAUUGCCCCUACGGACACCAUCCCAAGUCCACUACCUCAAAAAUACUCAGUGACAGCAAAGGUUUCAAAUAAUAUGUUCCCAGACAAUCCACAGACACACAUACAGUCCAACAUACCACUGAAGAAACGUACAUUUCGAAGCGAUGUGGAGUUGGACUCAAAACAAGGCUUGAACCCUUCAAGUCAAGCUGAUAAGAAAUUGCAGGACAAUUCCUCUGCAGCACUAAGCCAGGAACCUACCUGUGGUUCAGGGGAAAGUAAGAGUAACAAACUGAAAUUCCACAAGGUUACCCAAAACAGAAUACCAAAACAAAAUGCUGUUAAAAGAGUGCUACGCCCCAGAGCCACCAUAGUUAAGCGAGUCUGUUCAAGAAACCUCCGAGGGUCAAAUGUUGAAGCAGAUGAUGGCGCUUCUGACAAAGAUCAGACACAAAAUCAGUUGGCAGAGGAAAACCAAAGGAGUCCAGCAGAAUUUAACAAGCAUUCAAGCAAAGCCGAACUCCAUCAAUCCCCACAAAAAAUAAAAAAAAAGCAUGAAGAAGUGGAAACGUUAUGUCAAGAAAGUGAUGUGGAAGAGACAAAACCUAGUCUUAAUUUUAAGAUCCGAUUUAAAAGAAGGAAAGGUAAAUUAUGGGAAAUGCAAAGUGGUUUUUUUGAAAAUAUGUUAUUGAAAAGGGAAAAAAAAGACGAGGCAGGGACAUGUGAUCCAUUUAAAGCCAUUAUGGACUCUGUAUCAGUUUUAAACAUGGAGAUGGAGGCAGCGCGUGCUCAUGUGAAGGCGAGUAAGAAGUCAAAGAACAAAUUUCUCCUUUUAAAAAGAAGAGGUAACAGGUUUCAUAAAAAGCGCAUUAAGUCCUCUUACACAAAACUAGUGAAAGGUCAAGGUCUUAAUGAAACCAGUGAAUUAACCAUUGAGGGUCCAAAAAAACGGAAGUCUGAUUUGGAGGUUGUAGGUCAGGACACACUUAACUCUGAGUAUCAGAAAAUUAACAGGCAGACUCCGUCAGGUGCUGUUCAAAACACAAAGGUUGAAGGUUGUUUUGCAAACAAUUGUUGCAUGUUUGAAAAUGGGUCACAACAGAAGCAGGAGCCAGAAUUUAAUGCAAAUGGUCUUUUGUUACCAGUAAUUAAAUUGCGUAGGAAAGAGGAAGAUAUUUGGGAAGUGGACAGCCUAGAGGUCUUUCCAACAGAACCUAUAGGAGGUUCUGUUCUUAAGAAAGAAAUGGGAAAUCAUGUUUUAGGAAAACAAAAGAAAGAGCAUUUGGAGUCAUGUAAGCUCAGCAAAGAGUGUUCUUCCACUCAGAGGGUAAACAACAAUGGCUCUAUGAAAACUGAACCACUGCCAUUCUCUUUAUCACUGUCACCACUGUCUCUUUCUUCUCCUCUUGGCGACAAUAGGUCUGACAUUUCAUCCGCAGCUGCCAAUAAAAUUAUUGAAAGGCCAGAGUUUAAUGGUAGUGGAAAGAAGCACAGGGCCAAAAUGGAAAGGAUGCGAAAGUCUGGGCCUGUAGAGACAUCCACCACUUGUUUAAGUCACUCUCUUCAACAGAUUGACAACAGUCUGUCUAGACUAUCUGAAGGUCUGUGUUCAUCUCAGACUCUUGAAAAGCCUCCGUCCAGUUUAAAUCUUUCCAGUUCUGUCAUUCAGCCAGUCUCCCAGUUUACGUCCUUCCCCACGGCAGAAAACAUGCUUUCCGGUGAGCCAAGCUUCUCAAAUUGCUGUGAUGACAUUUUGGACUUUCAGUAUCUCAACUUUGAGGGCUAUUACCAGCCACAGAACAUCCUCCCAUCUUCACCCUCAGAUCUGCUGGAUCCACCCACAGAUCCUUUCAGCAGUCCCCUCUCUCAUAGCCCAUCAGAUACAUGGACUGCUGAGACACCCUACCUUGGUCCUCCCAGUCCAGAAACCAACUUCACCAGUGAAGAUCUCCCGUUUUUUCCUGGUCUAAUAUCUACUAAAGGUGACCCUGUUUCUUCAGAUUGUGAAGGAAGGGAUUUGUCCACCAACAGAAUCCUUCCUAGCUUUUCAUCUUUAAGCAACUCUGACUUAACUGCUAAAACCCUCAGUGUGGGUAGAGCUCCAAGAAUUAGGCCAUCCAAAGAGGACCUCAAGAGUCAGCCAUUCUCUGUUGUCAACAAGCCUCGGUUGUUUGGUACCACCUCGCAUUCUGCCACGUCACAUAAUCCUGUCAGUAUAACGCAGCCUUCAGUUCAUGUCAAACCCAACAUCAGCCAACCUAAACCUCAGACCAACUUAAAAAGCCAGGGCCCUUUCCAUCGUGUGGCAAUACCCAGCAAAUCUCAGUCUUUCUUUAGCCACAGUCACCCUAACACUGCUAAAGGAGUGCCCCAGAGUUGCCUAACAAAGACAGUUCCAUCAUCUAUAAUGCCUUCUAAACUCCUCUCUACUCAGUUUUCUAAUGUUAAAAAAACAAAUCUUUCAGAAAACCCAUUUAACUUCCAUGAAAAAAAUCCUACCGUUAUUCACAGGGUGCUUAAGUAUCAGGGAGGCAGCCAGAGUCAGAACUUGUACAGUGCACCUUGUAAAGACACCACAGCUGCAGGCAGCCCCAAUAUUCUUUCCACAACCCGUGGUACUAAAUCAGACUCUAUUGAGAAACCCCACCAGACUCAGAAACUUGAUCCCCGUGUAGCCAGCCAUCAUAAAGGUACAUUUUCAUUUCAGGGAUUUGGAAAAGAUGUUGCCCAUGUUUUUUCAUCUGCCAGGGCCAUCCCUCAUCUUGGCAAAACCAACUCACCUUUUACACAGUCUUCUAGUAAACCUAGGAUGGCAUUUGAUAAACCGGAAAGUGGAGAACCCAACAUGGCCUACAGAAACUUCUCUACGCUGACAAGACCGUUCCUUUUUCCUAACAAAGCAACUGAAAGUCUACCAUUGCCACAGGACAAGAGUUUAAAAGUAGACAAAUCAACCAUUUUAUCUUCAGACAAACACCAGCCCUGUUUUGCUCAGACAGAUCAGUUUGAUUUUAGCUUCAACUCCUCUCUUUCGCCCAUGUCACAGCACAAUAGUUCUCAAAUUAUCCCCAAUACAGCUCCUAAUACGCCAGCACCAGCAAACAAGAGCCAUCCCUCAACAGCCUCAACAGCUUUCCCCUACGGCUACCAAGGACCUCCUUAUGUACUGAAUUUUAGUGGCGAUCAUUCAUUGACUCUGGGUCUCAGGGAUGGUGCUGACGGUUAUCCUGGACUGGGCUCAACAAACUACACCUACCAUUGCCUGAUGGAACCUUCAGGCACACAAGGACGAUUGGUUCUUGAGCCCUGUGGGACUCAGCUUUCAAACCCACCGUCUUUUUCCCUGGGUAGUUUUUCCGGGCUGAAAGGUCAGGAGGACCACAGCAGGAAAGAUGGACAGCAGCAAUGCCAGUCUGGAGAAUCCCAUGGCCCACCACACUACGGACCUGGUACAACAUCUCACUCAGUGGGGGCCACAAAACCCAAACGAGUGAGGCUGGUGGUGACAGACGGUACAGUAGACUUGGAUCUCCAAUACUCUGACUGAUUUGUACACACCACAAAAAGGUUUUGUAAAAAUGUUACGUUCACACUUUUUACACUUUUAGCUAUAAAAGCCAGAUGAAUGACAAUUUAAAUAUAUAUUUUGAUAAACAGUAUUAUUACUUGUACAGGUUUUUAUGUAAAGCUGGACUUAUCUGUGUGUUUUAGCUACGGUAUAGGUUUUUAGAUUUUACUGACAAUACCAAACUAAAAGAACAGUUUUUUGGAACCCUGUGGCCCUGUAAACACCCUCUUUCUGUACUGUAAUACGGUAUCAAUCUUUCUAUAGUGUGUGGUGACCGGACAGGAGCACCAUCAGUGGCUGCUGGUACGUGUACUGGUGGGUUUAAAAGGCAGCUUUUGCCCGCAUUCUUUCAUAUGUUCUUGUGAUGUUUUUAAACUCUCUUUCUAUACACACCCUAAGCCCUUUUCUCACAAUGUGUUUUAUAUAUAUAUAUAUAUAUAUAUAUAUGUAUAUAUAUAUAUAUAUGGGUGUGUGUGCGUGCAUGCAUGUGUGCGUUACUCACUACUAUUGUGUGAAUGUGUUUGGCACACAGGUCUGAAGGGAUCAGUGUGUUGCAAAACACAUCAUAGUGUGUUGACGUGUCUGGUAUCUCUGCUCCAUUUCAUGAAGCUAAAUUGUGUUGGGAAUAAAUGAUUUUCUGACCCAAACCUCACACAUAUAUACAUACAUACAUACGUGUCUGUGUGUGUGUACAUAUGUGUUAGUAUAUGUGUAAUGUAAUGUGUAUAUAUCUGUAUAUAUGUAACUCUAACUAAAAUAUGCAUAUGCAUAUACACAUACAUAGCAAUUGAGGGGAUUAGUUACAUUUGCUCUGACAAUUGACUGAGAGAAGUUACUUUUUUCUUUUUACGCCAGUUGUGCUUAUUAAUUGAUAGUAGCAGAUGAGAUCAAAUAUUAUCAUUUCAUUAUUUGAAACUGCUUUAAAGAUGUUUGUUGUGCAACCAUUUUGUUGUUACAUCACAGGUGAUGAUCCCGUCAGAGAAACUGAACAGUGAUUAAUGAUAACAUUAAAUGUUGUUUAUAUUGUAAUCAUAGUUUUUAUUUCUAUUUUCUGUUUAUUAUAUGAGUCCUGUGAGUGUUCUCCUGUUUAGAUGUUCUGUAUGUAAGUUCCUGUCACACUGUUGGGCAGGGUUGUUGAGUGUGACUGUAGCCUUACAUUACCAUCAAUUGUACUGUUGAUAUGAAAAUACACCAAUUAUUUAUUUUACUAUCCUCAUCCUUGAAAUGGUGCUUUAAUGUAAUUUAUAUUUUAACAAUAAUUGUUCAACCUAUCAAAUGUUUGUAUUAUUAUUUAAUGGUUUCUUAAGUGACUAAUAGCUAUUUAAUUUCUAUGCCAGCUGUUGCCGGUGAAACUCUCGGUCUUGUCCUGCUGACCAUAAUAUUUCUUUCAGUACUUCCUGUUCUUGACAAGGAGGCACAGUUCUGUGGUGGAGCACAGAGAACUAUGUUUCCUUGACGGAUGUUAUUCGUCUUGAGACAGAGAUGGACUUUAAAAGCUUCUCCUACCAUGACUGACUUACACUUUUACCCCCACCAUAUCUCUGGUGCCCGGCUUUUUUCUCUUCUGUUUCUGUUACCAACACACAUCCCAGGACACAACAAAUUCCUUCAAGGCAAAAUAUCCUCCUAUUGUUUUUAGUAAUAUAAAUGUAAAUCUUUUCUUUCAUUUGAGCAUGUUUAAAUUAGAUUUGUAAUUCAAAUGAACAGAUCAGAGAAGUCUACAAAUAAAAAAAAGUGGCUGAAAACCUGUGAA